AAAAGUUUGAUUGGGAUGUGUAUCAGAUUGGACUUUAAAUAAAGUAUUUGUGAAGUUCUUUUGUGAUAGUCUUUAUUCUUUUGGGUGGAAGACAAUUUCAAGUACUUGUCAAUAUUCUGCCAAGGAAGAACAAUUUGGAUUCAGUUUCAUGCGUGCUUUUGGAGAUUCUUUAUGAGGGUUGAAAAUUUGAGCUAAGAGAGAACACAAUUGACAUUGAAUUGGAAGAGAGUGGUCUACAAGGAUGGGAAGGUUAUGCUUUUCAAAAUGUAGACCAAGUAGGGUAAUGGGUUGGCUUCAGAUUGUAUUUGGAGGCCUUGUUAUAAUUGUUAGCAUGUCCAGCCUCUUUAGGUUCUACAAUGCUGGGUUUUUCUUGCACAAUGAAGAAAUCUGUAGACAUUUUUAUGGUGUGAAGAAUGUAUAUGAGGGGUUUGACAUAAUAGCAUUGCAAGAUCGAGUUGGGGAAGUGCUAAAUAGAUUGGAAAAUUUACAAGAUAAGCUCGAGUUGACAGUGCAAAAAUUGGAAAAGAACAAAGAGAUCUUGGAUAAAACUAACAUCACAAAAUUGGAGUACAAGAAAUAUCUUGAGGAAGAGGUAAUUAGGCCUCUUUAUAGUGCUCAUAUUGCUCUUAGACAGGUUAGGCUACCUCGUUUGGAAGGAAUUCGAAACUCGACGAUGAAGGAGGAACCUUUGAUCAAUACCUUCGUGAUCGAAGAGAUUCGAAAGUAUAUAACCCCAAAAGAGAACAGGGUUGGGAAGGUCAACAUAUAUGGAACAGAGAGGAUAUACAACACAAUUGGACAUGCUUGUGUUUUGUAUAAGAAAGAAUUGGAAGAGUACAUGGACUAUGACAUUGGUUCUUAUUGUGAAGAUGAUUGGAACGUGGCUCAGAAGCUGAUGCUUAGUGGCUGCGAUCCUUUGCCUCGAAGACGGUGCUUGACAAGGGCAUCAAAGGUCUAUCAGAAACCAUACCCCAUCAAUGAGUCUCUAUGGAAGUUGCCAGAUGAUAGAAAUGUGAGGUGGGGAAAUUAUCAAUGCAGAAACUUUCAGUGCUUAUCGAGCAAAAACCCCAAGAGGGGCUAUUCCAAAUGCUCUGGUUGUUUUGAAAUGGAGAAGGAAAAGCUUAAAUGGGUUACUAAUAGCUCACUUCCUAUAGAUUUCCUGAUCAGCGACUUUUUAAAAAUCAAGCCAGGGGAGAUUCGAAUCGGGUUGGAUUGUGGAAUAGGUACAGGGACAUUUGCAGCAAGGAUGAGAGAAUUGAAUGUAACAAUUAUCUCAACUGCUUUAAACCUUGGAGCUCCAUUCAAUGAGAUGAUUGCACUUAGAGGUUUGGUUCCUUUAUAUGUGGCAUUGAACCAACGCUUACCUUUCUUUGAUAACACAAUGGACUUGAUUCACACCGCUGGGUUCUUGGAUGGCUGGAUUGACUUGCAGUUGCUGGAUUUCAUUUUGUUUGAUUGGGAUAGAAUUCUGAGGCCAGGUGGGUUCUUGUGGAUUGACAGGUUCUUCUGUAAUAGAAAAGAUUUGGACGAUUUCAUGUACAUGUUUCUGCAAUUCAGAUACAAGAAACAUAAAUGGGUUACUUCUCCAAAGUCCAAGGAUGAGGUUUACUUUUCUGCAUUGUUGGAGAAACCUCCAAGAGCUAUAUAAUCAGAUUAUGAUACUCAUUUCCUUUGAAGCUACUUAUCUCAUAGAUAUCAGACAGAAAAGUGUUUAGAAGAACUAAAUCAUAAUUGUGGUUUAUAAUCAUUUUGUAACCAUUUUUUUU
This is a messenger RNA of Ziziphus jujuba (common jujube), 1766 nucleotides long. Its product is annotated as probable methyltransferase At1g29790. The transcript has 2 exons. Gene Ontology annotation, molecular function: methyltransferase activity. Bases 242 to 1648 code for a protein of 468 amino acids. The record is from RefSeq and is a predicted model, not a curated record. Lineage: Eukaryota; Viridiplantae; Streptophyta; Magnoliopsida; Rosales; Rhamnaceae.